AUGGCCACACGUUUCUUUAUCGGGGGUUGUAUUACCGUGUGGAUGCAGCUAAGUCUCAGGAUUCAAAAGAAUGCUUUUGAGAGCCUGCUUCUUCUCACGGAAUCCUUCACGUGGGAGGACCAACCACAAACAGAUCCCGACACCAAAAGCUUGACAAUGGCUGGAGUCAUCCCACGCUUUCUGAAACACAUGAGAUACGUCUUGCUGUCCGUCAGUGUGUACCACGCCGUCCAAUCAUCAGUACGAGUGAUCAUUUACGAUGAUUUGGUUUUUGAUACAUGGUACCCUUUUGACACCUCCGAAGGUCUGCCGGUACUAAUAACUGGUAUUUUCCAGGUGUUUGGAACAAUCUUGAUGUUGGCAACAAUGUCCGCCUUCUCGGGUCUCUAUGGUAUCAUGAUGUGCGUGGCGUGCAGUCAGCUGGAGAAGCUGAGGGCAGCUCUCCUGGACAUCAAACAGGAGACCUCAGAGCACGAGGAAACGUUCAGUCGCAUGCAGGAUCAGCUCAAUGCCUGCAUACGUCAUCACCAGGAGAUAAAAAGGUUCAUGCAGACACUUGAAGACGUGUACAGUCCCUGUUUCUGUGGCCUGUUCCUCAUCUCUCUUAUCACCUUCUGCUUCUUCGCCUUCUCCACAGUCUUGAGUUGGGGGAAUCCUGGAGACGUAAUACAGGGUCUGGCGGCCUAUUCGCUCCUAUUCGCAUGCGUGUUCAUAUUCUGCAGGCUGGGAACUGAGUUGACUGCGCAGGCGGAGAGUGUGGGCGAUUCGGCUUGGGGAUGCGACUGGGUUGGCACUCCUGUACAAUUCCAGCGCUGCCUGGCCUUCGUCAUUGCAACAGCUCAAAAGGAGUUCACACUCACAGCUGGAAAAUUUGUUCCCGUUUCCAACACCACGAUGAUGAACAUGCUGAAUCAGUCGGUGUCUCUCUUCAUGUUCCUUCUCCAAAUGAAAUACAGAAAUGAUGGCGAAAAAGAGGGAAAAUUAAUUUGAAGGAAUGGUAAACUCACGGGAGGCUCCGCAACUAGCAGCUUUAGAAGACAAUAAGAGAGAACACACUUCACACUACACA
This is a messenger RNA of Zootermopsis nevadensis, 1069 nucleotides long. The record is from RefSeq and is a predicted model, not a curated record. Lineage: Eukaryota; Metazoa; Arthropoda; Insecta; Blattodea; Termopsidae.